AUGGACGCGCUGGCCGCUGCUGAGGCAAGCCUGCAAGAGCAGGCGUUAGCCAUCAAGCCGUUCCUGGUGCGGCAGCCCAUUCCUGGAGAUGGAAACUGCCUCUAUAGGGCGGUGGCUUAUCAAACUGCUGCCGGUGAGGCUGUGCAUGGCGAGCUGCGUCGCCAAAGCGUGCACGCCGCAGGUCGGCAUUGGCGGCGCUAUGCCUGCUUCAUGGAAGGCGAAGAUGAAGCAGCUGUUCUUGCCUGGGGGGAGAACAUGAAGGCAAAUGCCUGCUGGGGAGACCACAUGUCCUGCCGAACUUUGUCCGAUUUCCUGGGGCGGCCUUUGGUAGUCUGGCGACAGGCAAAUUUAGACCAAGCACCUGCUUGCUUUGUGCCUCAUGCCUUGGGGCACUUGGGAGACGUGACGCCCAUCUAUCUGCUUUUGGAUGAGAGGCGCGCAGGGUGUGAGCAUUACAGUGCUUUGGUUCCAGGUGCGGGAGCUGGCGCCGGGCUUGAGCCGGUUGAAGAUGGUGGAAGGCCGGCUGGCAGUGAAGGUGGCAAAGGAUGGGUUCGCAGGCGCUUGCCGCCUUCUUUUGGUCUUGCUCCCAACCUUGGACCUUGGUCGCGGCAUGGGCUGGACAUGGACACCAUGGAGCUUUUGCUUGCUGAUCAAGACAAUGGUAUGACGCCCAAAGACAUAGUAGCCAAAUAUUUUCCGAAGAAUCCAGAGAAGCUUCGACCUGUGCGCCGCUGGGGAAAAGCAGACAAAGAUCGUAUUCGGGACGAAUUUCAGCGUCACAAAAGAGCUGCAGAGUUAGAUUUCCGCGGCCAAUCGCGCAAGCAAGCUGCAUCUGUAGUUGCUGUGGGUAGGACGAAAUUGGAUGUCUUGCGGCGCGCUUCUACUUCAGCUGCUGGUGCAUGUGACACAGCUAUGGGGUCAUGGCAAGCAGAAGCUGCAACGUUGCAGGCGCGAUCCAGUGGCCUGCGGACUGCAGAGGAGGUUUGGGGAGAAGAAGCGCUGCAGCUCUUUUCUGUUCUGGAUGGUAUUCCUGGUCUGCCUGCAGCGUCCACUGCUACGGAGUCUUCUGCAGAAACUGUUGCCUUUUUACAUCGGUGGAUGCGUGUGGCUUCCUGGACCUUUUGCCCUCACUGUGGUCGUCGAUCUCCAACGGUUUCUCUGUCUUGGAAUUGGGCCAAGAAUGAAGCUGGGGCUGUUUGCAAGCCGUGUGUUGGAGGUUGUGACCCAACGCCGCAAUUCUUGGAAGGGCGACAAGAAGAUGCUACAUCCACCAAGAAGCUUCAAGCUUACAUUACACCACAAGCUGCAUAUUGGGAUGCCUUCAGAAAUUUCGUCUGCCAGAAUGAAAGCUCGACCUGGUCAGAUUUGUUUCUUCUUUUGCCCGAGAAGGACAUGAAGGCUUUAUCUCUCAUUGAGUUGAAGGUCGACUUUCAGACCCAGAGAGGUGGCAGGGCAGUGGUGACGAGCAAGCAGAAGAAAUCAUUGGUGCGAGCUGCUUGGAAGAACCAUGACGUGGAGACCCAGUUGCCCAGUGAAGCUAGUUGCAGGGCCUUCCAAUUUUUGCGGGAGCACAAUUCGACUUACAGGCACUUCUUGGAAAUGCAUCGGGCCUUGCUGGUCCGUGGCCAAGUGGAAGCUGCUGUGGACUGGCGGUAUCCGCGCACCGCGGAGUUGUUGCUGGGGAUGCCUGGCAUAGAGGUGGCCGCGCGCCCUUUGCUUUACAUUUCAGCUUGCUUUGCAGAGACAGAUCUUUCUGAGCGCUUGAAACUCGCGGGGGUGAUUAAUCCCAAGUCGACACCAAGCUUGAAGGAUGGUUGGCAAAGAAAAAUUUUGUGUCGAUCCUUGGAUUAUGGCAGGGACUUCAUUUUGAAAGCUUUGCUGUACGAUGUGAGCUUUGCUAAGACUAUCAGUGCUGUGGUGGCCACUGCAGCGCAUCAAGGCAUUUCUCCAGAUGAAGCUGCAGCCGACAUGCCUCAAUUUGAACAAUAUUGGCACAUAGAAACGCAAAAGCUGGAAGACGUUUGUCGGCAGAUGGAUGGCGAAAAGCCGAACCUCUUCUUUACUGUGGCCCCUGCAGAAUGGCAGUUUCCACUGCAUCGAUGGUUUCUGGAUCCUUUGGUGAAGCGCUUUGGUUUGAAAGAACCAGCUUUGAAAAAGUGGGGCAUUGAAGAGGUGCUGCACUACACUUACAGGUUCGAGUUCCAAAGCAGGGGCACUCUGCACGUGCACGCGGUGGCGUGGGUGCAGUAUUGCGCCGGUCAAGACUUGGAUGCCUUGACCGGCCGCAGCGGCGCCGAGAAGCCCGGGCGCUCUCCUUUAGUUUCCUUUCUGGAAGAUGUCUUUUGCUGUGGUGCUGUGGACGUGCAAUGUGGGAAGGGAGAACAUUGCCUUUUGAGAUACGUGGCCGGGUACAUCAGCAAAGCCUCUGAUGCGUUGAAGUUCCAAAAGGGCUCCUUCACCGGGGAUCGGAUCUAUGCGCCCAUUCCGGGGAGCGCGGCUGUGAAUAAGCACAGGCGUGCCUACUUGGCCUACCAGGAGUUGCAACACUCCUGUGAUGCCUCCGGAGUUUGGCACUAUGUGGUGAAAAGGCGCAACACGAGGGAAAGAGGGGCCAACAAAGUGUGCGCUGUGGCGGUGAACUUCCCCUUUGAGCUCUUGGACAUCUUCUUGGGCGCUUGGGGCACCAUGUUUCUGGCUGUUCCAGAGGCGGCCUUGGUGGCCACUGACCUCGAUCGGGUGCCGGACGGCACUGGGUAUUUGCAUGCCUUGCUGCAGCAUUGUGGCAAUGAUGCGCAAACAUUGUUGUCCGCAGUUGUGUAUGAUCUUCGUCUCCGCGGACUGGGCGACAACAGGAUCAGCACCUUCAAGGCGCGCAUCCAGGCCGCGGGGCUGUUGCUGCAGGCGGUGGCUGAAAGAAGGCAGCGGGCCAUGGAUUGGAGCGCCAGGCAAAUCUACCGGCCGCCUCGGCGCAUUUGGUCGCCGGAACAGCAAGAGGUCUUGGAUGCCAUUGCGAUGCUCUAG
Molecule: messenger RNA, 3021 nt
Organism: Durusdinium trenchii
Lineage: Eukaryota; Dinophyceae; Suessiales; Symbiodiniaceae
Source: the annotation of a GenBank genome assembly